This is a messenger RNA of Python bivittatus (Burmese python), 2046 nucleotides long. The record is from RefSeq and is a predicted model, not a curated record. NCBI's taxonomy places the organism in Eukaryota, Metazoa, Chordata, Lepidosauria, Squamata, Pythonidae.
GAUUUGUUUUCUUUUCUCAGAGGAGGAAGAGUGGUCACAAAUGGAGCAGCCGCGAUCGGAUGGGUGUUAAGACUUCGUUGCUCCCCGUGAAGGCGUUUGGAAGUCGGCGAGAGAACGACUUGUGAGACCGACGGCGUCCAUCAAGGCAGCAGCAGAGGGACUCGCGAACAUCUCUUUAAAGAAAAAAAUGAUGCGGGGGGUCGCGUGAAUGGGGUCUCUUUAAUAGCUACCGAGCGAUGCCAUUGGAGGACUCCUGCGCGUAGUGAAAGAUAAACAAACGCGCGGGCGCAGAGCCGCGAUUUGCUUCCAGCUCCGCCGCGUUCGGAAAUGCUUCCCAAAUCGGUCAGCCUCGAGGGGCAGCGGAAAGAGCGCUGACCUGGAACCGGGGGCCCCGGGAUUGCUUGCCUUAGAACUUUUCCUUCUGGGGGUGGAGGAGAGAAGGUGGGUGGCGGGCAGGAAGGAGGCGCCCGGACCUCUAAUGGAGAGCGGCGUGCUGGCUCAGGCUCGCUAAUCGCUACGAGGAGCUGCGAGGAGGAGAGAGCGGAGUGUGGAUCUGACAGCGGGAAGAACAGAAGAAUCGCGUCAAAAGCGGGGGGAGGACAGGAUGGCUGAGGGGUCUCCCCCCGCCCCCUUGUCCCAUCUGGAUGUGGAGCUGGACCCCGAGUUCGAGCCCCAGAGCCGCCCUCGCUCCUGUACGUGGCCCCUGCAGAGGCCCGAGCUCCAAGCGAGCCCGGCCAAGCCCUCGGGAGACGCGGCCGCUGACGCUGCCUCCAUGAUUCCGGAGGAGGACGACGACGCUGACGACGAGGAGCAAGGGGGCACCUCAGCCGCGGCCGUCCCCGGCGGCGGCGGCGAGGCUCUUGCUUCGGAGGAGACGGCCCGCCUGCUGGGCGGGCAGCAGCAGCAGCAAGGAGCGGUGGCCGCGCCGAGAAAAUGUUCGUCCCGGAGGAACGCGUGGGGGAACUUAUCCUACGCGGACUUGAUCACCCGCGCCAUUCAGAGCUCGCCGGAGAAGCGCCUCACCCUGUCCCAAAUCUAUGAGUGGAUGGUGCGCUGCGUGCCCUACUUCAAGGAUAAGGGCGACAGCAACAGCUCGGCUGGCUGGAAGGUCAUAUCCCACUCCUACAUCAGUCAAAUCAUUCCUAUGCCCGUAUGCGGUGGAAAGAAAGAUCAAUCAACAUGGGGUGUAAUGGGGUAUCUGUGGUUCUAGAGAUAUUGCUGAACAACAGUAUCCAGUAUCCUUUCCCCUUGGGUGUAAUUGCUAGGGCUGCAAAGAGCUAUACUUCACCAGUAUCUGGAGGCCCGUUAGCUUUGCACCAUGUCAAAGAAGAACAAUAUGGUGAGGCAGCAAGAAUCCUGAUGAGAUUUAGGUUUGGAUCUCAUGUAGCCAUAAAACUUGCUGCAUGACCUUCUCUUCCUCCCUUCCUUCUGCCUAACUGACCUCACAGGUUUGUUGUGAAGUUAAAGUGGGUAGAGCAUAGAGAAACAGAAAUGUGCUUCAGGGUGCUUAUUGUUUUGCCCAUUCCUCUUCACGCCACCCAGCCGUAAGUUUUCAUGGACUGGAAAUGAUUUAAUUCCACUUUGGACUACUUGCAAGAAGUACAGAAUAAAAUCCUAAUACCAUAAUAAGUGCUCUGUACUCCUCUUUCUAACAGAACUUCCUCUUUUCAUUAUCUAGGUACUGACUUUUGUUAUAGUAAAGAUAACAAGUUCCAGUUCACUUGACUAUAUGGUGAGCAUUCCUACACAGAACGUGCUUGCAUGGACAUUGUAACAUGUCUCAAGUAUGAAAGCAAGAUAAUCUUUGCCAUUGGUCUUAGUCAAAAAUCUAUGUGGGGCUGUGGCAUUUGAGAAAUCAGUAUGUUGGUCUUAUUUCUUGCCUUAAUAUACCUUAACGAUGUUGUAUUCUAUGGUGUCUGAGUUUUUCUUAACAUUUGUUUUUUUAAAAAAGUUGUUUUGAUUUUUGUUUUACAUUUUCACAUCUGAGGAUACUUUAUUUUAACAAGAGUUAGUAGGUACUAACAUGGAGGGAAAAUGUAAAAUGCU